Dichomitus squalens LYAD-421 SS1 is the source of this 969-nucleotide messenger RNA. RefSeq names its product Gpi1-domain-containing protein. The annotation marks the transcript as partial. The transcript is spliced from 6 exons. Gene Ontology annotation, biological process: GPI anchor biosynthetic process. Lineage: Eukaryota; Fungi; Basidiomycota; Agaricomycetes; Polyporales; Polyporaceae. Gene Ontology annotation, cellular component: endoplasmic reticulum; membrane. The record is from RefSeq and is a predicted model, not a curated record.
AACGACGUCAUCAUCGGCGUCGCUUUCGGUUCAUUUCUAUGCGAGAACAAACAGUUCUUCGCUCAGUGGUUGCACUAUGGCUUGCAGACAUACCUCAUAGAUGGCAUGCGCGAGGCACUGCUCUGGCUGAACAGCUGGCCUGCAGGUCUCAAGCUCAACACUGAGUUGAGUCAAUUCUACUGCCACUCCCUCGUAGGCUUAGUCUCUGUGUGGGGAUGGCUGCUCGAACAUGCUGCGCCUUGCUUCCCCGCCCUCGUCUGGUUCAUCGGCGUGGGUGGCUGUUGUGGAAUGACGAUGAUCGUCUCCCUCCUCUCCGAUAGUCUUAGCGUGCUCAUGGCGCACCUAUACGUGUGCUACUACCUGUCCGCCACGGUGUUCAGCCAUCAGCUUGGCCUCGCAGGCUCGCUUUGGAAUCUAUUCCGGGGGAAGCGGUACAAUGUCCUGCGACACCGGAUCGAUUCUUGGGACUACGACAUGGACCAGCUACUUCUGGGGACGAUUUUGUUCACUUUGCUCGCUUUCCUUUUGCCGACGGUCUUGACUUACUAUGCGCUCUUCGCUACGGCGAGGUUGUGUGUCAUCAUCGUUCACGCCAUGUUCGACACUAUCACCGCUCUGCUCAACCACUUUCCGCUGUUCGCGCUCCUACUGCGCCUCAAAGACCCGUUGCGCCUACCAGGUGAAUCAAGCUGCUUCGCUUUCGCAGCUCCAUACUCAAUGUUGGCAUAUUCCCGUGCAGGCGGGGUCUUCAUUCAACGCUCAAAGACCGGACCCUUGCUUCUUUCAAGCCAGCCCGCCCCGUUCUCGUCGAUCUUCCGACAUUACGCACACUUGGCAAGAAGGCUGAUUACACACUACCAUCCCUUGCGCAUGCUGCGUCAGCUGGCUUCUGGACGGCUGCUGAGUCCUAUCUCUCGAGAAGCGAUACGAUACAGCAUGGUUCCGACCGAAGAUGUUCUGAAGAGAUAA